GGCAAGGUCGAAGUUCUCGUACGCAACUAAAUGCAUGUAUUGUAUUAAAAUAUUUGUUUUGGAUAGAAUUAAAUCUGUUUGAUGUUUAAAUUUUAAUAUGGCUGAUAAAAGGAAAGACCUGGCCAACACUGAAGACAAAAUAACAGCAAAUAGUGAAUACAUGCAACGGAACGGAGUGACGCAGCAAAUAAAAGAAGCCAUGCUCAAAUUAAUAGAGAACAGGCCACAACACCCGAUGCUGUUUCUCGCCGAGUUUUUUGACUCCAUUAAUUCCGCAGAGAAAACUGAUAAACUUCAAAGUGCAGUGAAAACGUUGAAACUAACCCACCAUUCCCAGCAAGCAUUCCAAACUAAUCUAAUGAUCGCAUAUGAUGUCAUCAGUGCCCCGAAAGCCACGAACUCCAAAAAACCUCAACGUUUAGGCCUUACUGGCGGUGACUAUGAACAACUACUUAUUACCCUUGGUACAAACAUACCAAAAAAUAUUUUAUCAAAUUUAAUCGCAAAAGUUUGCUGUAGAUCAAAUGAAAUGGUCCCUUUUGAUGUUUUCCGAUAUGGUGUCAUAGUGUGCCUUGUAUGUAGUGAGUAUGUGGAACUUGGUGCUGAUUUAUUUCAUAUAUUGUGCAGCAAAGCUGAUAACAGCAUGGCUGACAAGCAAAUAUGCGAUGCAACAUUAGCUGUGUUUCAGAAUGCAAUUGAUGGUUCAGUUAAUUAUGAAAGUAAGAGUGGUUUAUUUUCCCUCAAUGCUGGCUAUAAUCUUAGGCCAGAUAAACUAGCCGUAGCAAUGAUAAAUGCAUCGGAAAGCUCCAAAAAUAAACUGCUCAUGAACCAAACAGAUUUUAUUUAUGCCGUCUCGGAAAUAUUUUUGGGCAAAGUAAAACAAAUUAAGUGAGAAAAUUAUUUUUUAGGGUUUAAGCAUUUUUAAGUGAAAUGUUGUUUCAGUACUGUAAACAUUUACUAUUAGACUGUUUUUGUAGUUUUUUUAUACUAUACAACACUGUAUAUUUCUAUCUAUAUUAUAACACCAUAUAUUUAAUUCUUGGUAAUUCAACUGUGGGUGCUUAAUACUAUAUUUGUGGUUAAAAUUGCACUGUCUGUUCAAUAUUUUGUAACUUCGCCUUGUUUCA
Molecule: messenger RNA, 1127 nt
Organism: Ciona intestinalis (vase tunicate)
Lineage: Eukaryota; Metazoa; Chordata; Ascidiacea; Phlebobranchia; Cionidae
Product: tubulin polyglutamylase complex subunit 1-like
Biological process (GO): protein polyglutamylation
Molecular function (GO): microtubule binding
Source: RefSeq, a predicted model, not a curated record